This is a messenger RNA of Penicillium oxalicum, 975 nucleotides long. Its product is annotated as 3-hydroxyacyl-CoA dehydrogenase family protein. The transcript has 5 exons. The record is from RefSeq and is a predicted model, not a curated record. Gene Ontology annotation, biological process: fatty acid metabolic process. Gene Ontology annotation, molecular function: NAD+ binding; oxidoreductase activity, acting on the CH-OH group of donors, NAD or NADP as acceptor. The coding region runs from base 1 to 975 and encodes 324 amino acids. Lineage: Eukaryota; Fungi; Ascomycota; Eurotiomycetes; Eurotiales; Aspergillaceae.
AUGAGCGUCUCUCAGAGUCCCGCUGGCUCUGAUGGCUCCGUUGUCAUCAUCGGAGCAGGCACUCAAGGUCGACGUCUGGCGUUCAUGUGGUCACGACGCGGCGGUGCGGUCUGUCUGGUCGAUCUCCAGAAACAGCAAUUAGAAGACGGCUUGAAAUACGUGAAGCAGUUGCGGAGCGCUGCACUGGAUCAGGAGUUCAAUUGGGGCGAGGUGAAGGUAGCCCAACCGGAUGCUCUCGAAACGAUUCUCCAGGACGCUUGGUUGGUGGUAGAGUGUGUGCCUGAAAACUGGGCCUUGAAGCAGAAAGUCAUUGCUCAGCUGGAUCACUGGGCACCCGCGCAUACCAUCAUCGCCUCCAACUCAAGCAGUUAUGGGAUCUCAGAAAUUAUUGAUGGCUUGGAACUGAAGCACAGAAACAGGACACUGAGUGCGCAUUGCUGUAAGACUCUUGCACAGUGCCUAUGGGCUUGGGAUGAACAGAUUGCUAACCCAGAUCCUGCAGACUGGCCGCCCGAGACAUCCGCAAUCGAGAUUAUGGGUCACCGAGACACCGAUCCCAGCGCAAUUUCAUUAUUGAUUGAGCAAAGCAGAGAUCAUGGUUUCUCUCCGUUUCACGUAAAAAAAGACUCCAUUGGGUACAUCUACAACCGAAUUUGGGCCGCUAUCAAGCGUGAGACUCUACUGGUCCUGUCUGAGGGCGUCUGCACACCGAGAGAGGUCGAUGCGAUUUUCAAGGACGUUUUAAAGACCCCCAAAGGGCCCUGCGAGCAAAUGGACGUGGUGGGCCUCGAUGUGGUGUUGGAUAUUGAGAACCACUACGCAGACUCCCGCGUAGGGAUCCCAUCCGAGCCAAGGAUUUACCUCCAAACGAUGAUUGAGAGUGGUCGUCUCGGGGUCAAGAAUGGGAGUGGCUUUUAUGAAUAUGGCAAUGAAUUUGCCGAGACGAGUCAUGUCAUGAAUACCGCGAAUCUUUGA